GGCAGCUCCCCGGCACGCACACAUACAUGCACACACAACACCAGCCGCCUAUAGAGAGAGUGCAUCGGGCACCCAGGACGCCAGAAUGAAGACCCUUCUCUACUGCGCGUCCCUCCUCGUCUGCGCCGUCAGCGUGUGGAGCCUCACCUGCGGGUCAUGGGGCACGGGCUGCACGGAGAAGGUGGCCGCUCGCCUCAAGUGCCUCCACGGAGUUGCCACCUUGCCCUGCAAUCGCUGCGAGUGCGCCAAGGGUCUGAACAUGCCCUGCGGCGGCCCCUGGAACAUCACGGGCAAGUGCGGGCUGGGGCUGGUCUGCGACAAGGACUGGGCUGACUUCAACUCGGAUGGAAUCUGCGUCAACGCCUCGACCUUGGCACUGGCACCGGAAAGAGCCAUGAACGAUGCUGCCACUCCCUCUUGGCGGAGGUGGAGGAGGUAACGCUGUUGGAGAAGAUGGUGGUGGAGGAGGUGAUGGUGGAGAGGAUGGAAGGAGUGAGGGAAGUGGACACGGAAGGGAAGAAGAUGGAGAAGAAUGAAGGGUAUAUCGAGGGAGAAAUAGGAGGAGGAAGAUGAAAGUGGAGGAGACGAAGGAGAGAAGUGGAGGAGGAGAAUGAAACCGGAAAAAAGAAAAGGAAUUGUAAGAGACGAGCGAAGUGCUAAAGAAGGUGACCAGACAAUAUACGUGUCUUAAAGGUGAUGUAAAACUAAAAAGACAAAAAAUCACUAAAAAAGAAAAGAAAAAAAAAAAUCCGAAACAAUCAAAUAACAAGACAUAUAGAUAAAAAAAAAAAAA
Molecule: messenger RNA, 793 nt
Organism: Penaeus vannamei (Pacific white shrimp)
Lineage: Eukaryota; Metazoa; Arthropoda; Malacostraca; Decapoda; Penaeidae
Product: venom protein 302
Cellular component (GO): extracellular region
Source: RefSeq, a predicted model, not a curated record